CAACCGUCCACAUUAACUGCCAAAGAUGCCUCAACUUCCACUGUUAUAAAAGCCUCGACACCUUCCCUUUCUCCAAAAUGGCGUCUGCCCGAGACUCUCAGCCUUUCCACUGGCACUACGCAGAUCUCGAAGACCAUGACUUCCAAAUCCACGGCCGAACUCUCUUCUUCACUGUCGUCCUCUUUGCCAUCGUCCUUAUUUUCGCUCUCAUCUUCUUUUACACUCGAUGGCUAUGCAGUUCUCAUCGACACGACCUAUCCCCGACCUCUCACGUACCCCCACAGCCUCCUCCUCAGCCUCGAGGGCUCGACCCCAAUACCAUCAAUGCGUUGCCGAUAACUAUGGUGACGAGGGGGAGGGCGGCGCUUGGGAGCGAGUGCUGUAUAUGCCUUGGACUGUUUGAAGAUGGUGAGAAAGUUAAGGUUUUGCCUUCGUGUCACCAUUCUUAUCAUUCCGAGUGUGUUGAUAGGUGGCUCAGUGCUGAGUCGAGUUGUCCACUGUGUAGAAAUUCUCUUCAAGUUGAAUCAGAUCGGCUUCGUCAGAUUCCAGUCAUUGUGACUCAGUAAACACACACGCACACACAAAAAAAAAUUGUAAACGAUGGUGGAUUUGAGUAGAUUCCUUUUAUGGGUUUUUCUCUGCUUUUGAUUUUGUCUUAUAUUGUGGGGUUGCCAUGAAUGUAAUGCUACCAUGUGCUCGGUGAAAUUGUUCAAUGAAUAAUUGUUUUUUGGCUAAA
Molecule: messenger RNA, 736 nt
Organism: Gossypium raimondii (Peruvian cotton)
Lineage: Eukaryota; Viridiplantae; Streptophyta; Magnoliopsida; Malvales; Malvaceae
Product: RING-H2 finger protein ATL66
Exons: 1
Coding region: 78-566 (162 amino acids)
Source: RefSeq, a predicted model, not a curated record